Molecule: messenger RNA, 2552 nt
Organism: Phyllostomus discolor (pale spear-nosed bat)
Lineage: Eukaryota; Metazoa; Chordata; Mammalia; Chiroptera; Phyllostomidae
Gene: PAPOLB
Product: poly(A) polymerase beta
Exons: 1
Coding region: 423-2330 (635 amino acids)
Cellular component (GO): nucleus
Molecular function (GO): poly(A) RNA polymerase activity; RNA binding
Source: RefSeq, a predicted model, not a curated record
CCCUGGGGCGGAGGUAGAUCCGAGGUGUGAGAAGACAUGGUGAGCAAAGAAACAGGUGGUAGGUCACGGUAAAUGCAGAAAACUGUAAAAAAGCCAAGAACCAAAGCCCACCUCCCCAAGCCUGAAGCCUGAAACCCUAAGCCUGUGGCAGACCCCUGGAAACUACAGCUCCCGUGAGGCUCUGCGCGGCGCGCACGCGCCUUCGCAUGCUUGGUGUGCGUGGCCGUUCUAGAACGUCGCGUCGAGGGCCUGGGCGCCAUGUUGGGGCCUAGGGGACAGCGGAGAGACGCUUGAACCGGCGGGAGCGGGUCCGACCUGGAAGGAGCCCCGCCCCUCCCGCCCCCGCGGAUCAUGACCCGGGCAGCGGCCGAGGAGGUCGCGGUGGCGGGGAGCGUGGCGUGGCUGGGCCAGCGCUAGAGACGAUGCCCUUUCCGGCGGCAACCCCGGGCUCACAACAGACCCCGCCGCCCCCCAAGCUCUACGGCAUCUCCUCCCCCAUCAGCCUGGCCGCCCCCAAGGAGGCAGACUGCGUGCUCACGCAGAAAUUAAUCGAAACCCUGAAGCCCUUCGGGGUUUUGGAAGAGGAAGAGGAACUGCAGCGCAGGAUUUUAAUUUUGGAAAAAUUAAAUAGUCUGGUAAAAGAAUGGAUACGAGAAAUCAGCGAAAGCAAGAGCCUCCCUCCAGCUGUAAUCGAAAACGUCGGAGGCAAAAUCUUUACGUUCGGCUCCUACCGACUGGGCGUGCACACCAAGGGGGCCGACAUCGACGCGCUGUGCGUCGCGCCGAGGCACGUCGACCGGAGUGACUUCUUCACCUCCUUCUACGACAAGCUGAAGCUGCACGAAGAAGUAAGGGACUUAAGGGCUGUCGAGGAGGCCUUCGUACCGGUUAUCAGACUGUGCUUCGAUGGGGUAGAGAUCGAUAUUUUGUUCGCAAGGUUGGCACUGCAGACUAUCCCAGAAGAUCUGGACCUCAGAGACGACAGUCUGCUUAAAAAUUUAGACAUUAGAUGCAUAAGGAGCCUUAACGGUUGCCGGGUAACGGACGAAAUAUUACACCUGGUACCAAACAUCGACAACUUCAGGUUAACUCUCCGAGCCAUCAAACUGUGGGCCAAGUGCCACAACAUCUACUCCAACAUACUGGGUUUCCUGGGAGGGGUUUCCUGGGCCAUGCUGGUGGCCAGGACGUGCCAGCUGUACCCCAAUGCAGUGGCAUCGACCCUGGUGCGUAAGUUUUUCUUGGUGUUUUCUGAGUGGGAGUGGCCAAACCCAGUGCUGCUGAAAGAGCCCGAAGAGCGAAAUCUUAAUUUGCCUGUGUGGGACCCAAGAGUGAACCCCAGUGACAGGUACCAUCUGAUGCCUAUAAUCACCCCCGCGUACCCCCAGCAGAACUCCACGUACAACGUGUCGGUCUCCACGAGGAUGGUCAUGAUUGAGGAGUUUAAGCAAGGGCUCGCUAUCACACACGAGAUUUUGCUGAGUAAGGCAGAGUGGUCCAAGCUUUUCGAAGCUCCAAGCUUCUUUCAGAAGUACAAGCAUUACAUUGUGCUCCUAGCAAGUGCACCCACGGAAAAACAGCACCUAGAAUGGGUGGGCUUGGUGGAGUCAAAAAUCCGAAUCCUGGUGGGAAGUUUGGAGAAGAAUGAGUUUAUCACCCUGGCACAUGUGAAUCCUCAGUCGUUUCCAGCGCCCAAAGAAAAUCCCGACAAGGAAGAGUUUUGUACAAUGUGGGUGAUCGGGUUAGUGUUGAAAAGGCCGGAAAAUUCUGACGUGCUCAGUAUUGAUCUCACCUACGACAUCCAGUCUUUCACUGACACAGUUUACAGGCAGGCGAUAAACAGUAAGAUGUUUGAGAUGGAUAUGAAGAUCGAUGCAAUGCACUUGAGAAAAAAGGAGCUCCACCAGCUACUGCCUAACCACGUGCUUCAGAGAAAGAAAACGCAUUCUGCGGAGGACGUCGGGUUGGUGGCCUUGAGUGACAGCAGUCCCGACUUGUCUGCAGCCAGUGAGAACAGCAGGGCUGCUGCGAAGGCCGGCACUGUCCCUGGCGCCUGUCAGGGCAGGGACAGUCCCACCCUGGCUGUCAUGGCAGCGUCCGUGACCAGCGUGCACGUCACCGAAGUGUCCUUGCAGCAGGUGAGCCCCAGCGAGGACGCACGGGGCGCGCCGGGUGACGGCCUGCCUCCGACGGGCCCCCAGGCAGCCAUCUCCCCGCCACCAAAGCCCUCGAUCGCCAGAGUGGUUUCCUCCACACUUCUGGUGAGCCACCCCCCCAGGCCCUCGGGGGGCACAGCAGCCAGCAUGGCGAACCCUAUCGUGGGAGUCUAGAGGACGGCCUCACCUCGUCAAGAGGAAGGACCAAGGGAGCCAGAACAGAAGAGGAACCAUUUCCAAAAGAGACGGUACAGCCCAGCUUGGCACUUCUCGGACAGCAGCUUCUCCGCAGGCCUGGCAGGGGGCAUCCGGGACAGACCUUUCCAGUAUCCUUGCCCUCUCUGCAAACCCUGUUUCGUUAUCAGGAAUUCAAUAAAACAGAUUGGACUGAUAAAA